AGGACCAUGGGUUUGGGAUUCCAUUCUCCUCUCAAGGAGAAGAGAGGCUAAUGAAUGCAAAAGUACCCAAUUCCUGAAAAUUUCUUCCAGUCUCCAUUAUAUUUUUCAACUACUCCUCUGACCACCUAUAGCUGUACUGGAAUUUAAUUUCAAGGGAACUUUUAAUAUUUUUUUCAGGCUGAUUAAUGCUUUUGCGACCAACUAACUCCCAUCCACUCCAAAGGCCACGACUUUGUUUUUGCUCUCUCUCAUUCAAUGCACUUAUUUUCUCGGCCUUCAUUAAUAAUAACUGGAAACUUUACAAUAACAAAGUCUUGUACUCUUAGUACUAACACUUGGUUUCCCUCUUCCAAUUCCGCUAUGAUGUUUAGGUUGGUUUGACGUAAACGCAUACUUAUGUUGAGAAAUUCGACAUCAAUAUCGCACAACUAUCAAAUAUAGAUUCAUAGGGUCAUUUGGAUGAGGAAUUGUAACGGAUCAAUUUGACACAAUUGUCUCGUUUUGAGACAAUUGUACCAAAUUGCCUCGUUUGCCAGCAAAAAAAUUGGAUGGAUCAAUCUGCCUGAGGUAUUUUGAAUUGAUCCAUUUUGUGUCAAUUUCAAUUACCUGGGGUGGGAGCAGGUAAUUCGAAUUGACUCGUUUUAAUUGCCUCGUUUAUAAAACGAGACAAUGGAUCAAAUUGACUAAUUUACAAAUUGAUCCAUCCAAACGACCUAGAGGAUGAUCACAUGUGUGGUAGCCUUUAAUUUUGUCGUUUCCGAAACUAAUCCAAUUUUUAUUUCGACGGUAAAUAUUGCUUGAUUAGUUGAUUGUAACAUGUCAAAGUCAGUCAAACCUUCUUGCUGGCUGACAUGGUAACCUAUUCCCGAUAAGUAGUGUGUGGGAGGAAUUGUAACAAAUCAAUUUGACAUAAUUGUCUCGUUUUGAGACAAUUGUAACAAAUUACCUCGUUUGCCAGCAAAAAAUUUGGAUGGAUCAAUCUGCCUGAGGUAUUUUGAAUUGAUCCAUUUUGAGUCAAUUUUAAUUACCUGGGGUGGAGCAGGUAAUUCGAAUUGACUCAUUUUAAUUGCCUCGUUUAUAAAACAAGACAAUUGAUAAAAUUAACUCAUUUCUAGAUUGAUCCGUCCAAACGAACCCUAAUGUCAUCAACGGAAAAUUAAUUAAAUACGAAGCAGAGCAAGAAAAGAAGCAAACCAUUAAUUAGCGUAGUUAUUAGGUCUAGGUGGCUUUCACAUCACAGUAGACGGCUUUGAUCUUUGUAUUUUAGGGUUCAUUUAGUGACAGGAAAAAGUAGUUUGUACUCGGGAUAGUGAGUGAUUUAUUAGUAAUUUGUUGACUAAGUUAUACAGUAGAGACCACGAUGCCGUAUUAAUUAUAAAAGGUGGCGAAAAUCGGUGCCGUACCAGCAUGUUGGUUAGAGGUUUGCAAGCAUGUUCCUUUCCAAUAAUCGCAUCGAUCUUGAAUGAGACGGAAAAAAAAAAAUAGAACGCGGACCUGGGUCGAAUCAAAAGCUUAUUUGAGUCGGCUACAUUUAGUGGGAAUUAAACGUUGUUUGAAAAAUAUAAUCUAAUUCGAUCAAAAAAUUGAUUCAAUUCUACUCAAUUGAGGAAACAGAUUAAAUUGAUCAUAUGCUCAUAAUAAAUCAAAUUGUUGAACACUCUAAUAUUGAUCAGCUCGUUGUAGUAGUGCACCUCUUUUUUUAGUACGGAAUAGUAGCAUCUAUUUGAAUGUUCUUUCUCUGUUACCAUAUGAGAUAUAUUGUUCCCGCGACCGACAAUAAUAACCAAACCGUUCAUCCGAUGUAAGCGGAAAUGAGUAAAAAAAAACAUGAACAUAUAUGGAGAUUUGUUUGACAAUUAGUCAUCAAGCAUCAACCAAAGGAUAUGUCCAUUUACAGAACACAUCCUAACACAAGUAAUGUCUCCCUUGGGCAUUUAUCAUUGCACAAAAUGUGUAGCAAUGACAACUUACGCAAUUCCAGUUUUAGAAAGUGAACCAAUACAGUCGAUUUUGUGCCUACUCUUUCCUAAGGUGUGAAAUUGUGAUGAGUUUGAGUAGGAAGAACAAUACCUAUUGCGAGAAGGCUAGAUGAAUCUUUCUUAUAACUUGUAACUUGAGAUAUGAGAAAUACUCGACUAAUUUUUUUGCCCCCCAUUUUGAGAAGUGUCAUAAUCAAUAUGCAAAUGCUGAUCUUGUAUCAAAUAGGAAUGAAGGCUCAAUGAAUAAAAAGAGUAUUCCAAGUAAAAUUGACUAAUGACUCAAUAGCGUUUCUAAAUUUUAUGUUUAGGCACGUACAGGGGCUAUACAAAGCCAAAAGGCCUUGCCUCGCUGUUCCACUGCAAGUUGGAUACCAAAAAUAUGUCGACGGAGCGAGGCGAACCUAGAAAAAAUUAAAUGGGCCUAGACAAUCAAUAUUAAAAGAGGAAACUAACAACACCUGCAAACUAUAUAUUCUAUAUCAACCUUUAAUUUUCUUGUCGGACUUGUGAUUACUUAUUUUUCUUGCUUUUUAACUGUUACUUAAGUUAUUAAUCAUUAGAGCUGAAGUGGGAAAGUGUUGUAAAUUGUUUAUUUCAUGCAUCAUGUAGUACUUGUUGUAGUCUUUGCUUCCAGUGUCUAAACACGCUUAGACGACUCCCGGACGAAAUAGGCUAGACUACACAAUGCUCCAACGCGCACGUUGUACACCUAACACCUUUUCAAAACUUGUUUAUUUAUAUGACGAAUCAUUGAUAUGUUAUGAUAAACACUAACAAAUUGUACUCAUUAACUCACUAUUGUACUAACUUGUCCAUCAGAGUAACCACAAACGCACACAUAAUGACAUAAUCCCCCAAGCAUUAAAACUCCUCCAUAUUUUUUUUGUGAAGGGUACAGUUAAAGUCAAUAAACAUCAUCCAUUCCCCUUCCUCCCAGAAACCAAAAAAAAUGUAUCAUCCAAUUCCAAUAUCUCCACCUGUAUUUUGCUACCGAGAUGUGAAAUAGUAAUGUCACACUCAGCCUGAAGAACACGUACAGCAUUAAAUUUCUCCAUCUAAUUUCACAAUUCCGGUCCCCACCACUAUAAUGUAAAAAGGAAGAAGAGUGAAAGAAAAAAAAAACCCAACUACUCUCGUGUUCUUGAGACAGUUCUCAUUUAUAGCUUCGCGUUAAUAGCCAUGGUGUGUGUGGUGGCCGCUUUCCUCUCUACCUUUCUCCAUUUCUGUAUAUAAAAAAAACUUCCCCUUUACACACAUUUGUCUCAAUUCCCUUCCCUUCCCCGAAAAUGGAGCUCAUCGACCUCUUCCUCGCCGUCGCCUCCCUCCUCUUCCUCGCCUUCUGGUGGCGCCGCUCCUUCUCCUCCUCCCCCUCCGCCUCCAAGGCAAUCCUCCCUCCCGGCCCGCCGGGCUGGCCGUUCGUCGGCAACCUCUUCCAAAUCAUCCUCCAGCGCCGCCACUUCAUCUUCGCCAUCCCGGACCUCCGCAAAAAGUACGGCCCAAUGUUCACCAUGAAAAUGGGCCAGCGGACCCUCGUCAUCGUCACGAGCCCAGAUCUGAUCCACGAGGCCCUGGUCCAAAAGGGCUCCUCCUUCGCAUCCCGCCCGCCCGACUCACCCAUCCGACUCGUCUUCAGCAUCGGGAAGUGCGCCGUCAAUUCCGCCGAGUACGGCCCGCUCUGGCGGGCCCUCCGCCGCAACUUCGUCUCCGAGCUCAUCAGCCCGCUCCGCGUGAAGCAGUGCGGCUGGAUCCGCGACUGGGCCCUGGAGCGGCACAUGGGCCGGCUCGAGGCCGAGUCGAAGCGGGCCGGGUUCGUCGACGUCAUGGACACGUGCCGGUUCACCGUCUGCCAGAUCCUCGUCUGCAUCUGCUUCGGCGCCAAGAUCUCCGAGGAGUGGAUCCGCGACAUCGACAAUGUCACCAAGGAAGUCAUGCUCAUCACGAUGCCGCACCUCCCCGAUUUCUUCCCAAUUUUGACUCCAUUGUUCGGCAAGCAGAUGAGGAAGGCCAAGCAGCUGAGGAAGGUCCAGGUUGAGUGUCUCCUCCCUUUGAUCAACAAUCGUCGGGCCUUCGUCCAGAAGGGCGAGGGCCCGAAUUCCGAGAUGGUCAGUCCCGUCGGGGCUGCCUACGUGGACUCCCUGUUCGGCCUCGACGCGCCGGGUCGAGGCCGAUUGGGGGACCAGGAGCUCGUCACGCUCUGCACCGAGGUGUUCGUGGCCGGGAUCGACACGAGCACCAGCGUGCUGCAGUGGGUGUUCUACGAGCUGGUGGUGAACCCGGGGAUUCAGGAGAAGCUGUACGGGGAAAUUGUGGAGCGCGUGGGGAAGGAGGGGAGAAUUGGGGAGGAACACGUCGAAACGAUGCCGUAUCUGAACGCGAUUAUCAAGGAGUCGUUGAGGGUCCACUCCCCCGCGCAUUUCACGCUCUCCCACGCGGCGACGGAGGAGACGGAGCUCGGUGGGUACAGGAUCCCGGCGGAUGUGAACGUGGAGUUCUACAUCGAGUGGAUGACGGAGGAUCCGAGUCUGUGGAAGGAUCCGGAGGUUUUCCGACCCGAGAGGUUUUUGGAUGGGGACGGGGUCGGGGUUGAUAUGACGGGGACGAAGGGCGCCGUGAAGAUGCUGCCGUUCGGGGCGGGUCGGAGGACUUGUCCCGGUUUGUCUCUGGGGGUUUUGCAUGUGAAUUUGAUGCUGGCGAGGAUGGUACAGAAGUUCAAGUGGGUGCCCGUGCCCGAGUAUCCGCCCGACCCGACCGAGACGUUUGCUUUUACUGUUGUGAUGAAGAAUCCGCUCAAAGCGGUGAUAGUGCCACGGUCGUGAAUUUUGCUGUUCCUUUUGUUGUAAUAGAAUGAAAUAAACCAUGUUGUAAUAUUGUGUUUGUUUUAGGUCAUUAGAUAAGGUAUUAUAUGAUGUUGUGUGUCUAUGUUUUACGUAAUUGAAAGAAGGAUUAUUAUUAUUACUAAAAUGAUUAAGGAGUUGAUUAACUUUUUUUAUUUGGAUUUGUUUUUGUUAAUUACUUAAUUAUAUGAAAAUGUAAGAGGCUGGUGGUUGGAUUGGCUACAUUUCUUUGAAACGCUACCCCAAGUACUGAAUUCCAUAUUGAGGCGACGAAGUAAAUUUAUGUUAUGAGUGAUGUUUGUGAGCCAUAUCGUACUAACAAUCUAGUCAGAGUGUCAAUUAAUAGCCGAUUUUAUGAUAUGUAAUGACUGAAUCUCGAUUUCAACACAAAUACAUAUCGUGAUUUUUG
Molecule: messenger RNA, 5222 nt
Organism: Linum trigynum
Lineage: Eukaryota; Viridiplantae; Streptophyta; Magnoliopsida; Malpighiales; Linaceae
Source: the annotation of a GenBank genome assembly